Messenger RNA from Venturia canescens, 954 nucleotides. RefSeq lists its product as uncharacterized. The record is from RefSeq and is a predicted model, not a curated record. The transcript has 3 exons. Bases 1 to 507 code for a protein of 168 amino acids. NCBI's taxonomy places the organism in Eukaryota, Metazoa, Arthropoda, Insecta, Hymenoptera, Ichneumonidae.
AUGAAUUUAUCGAAGCGAUCGACGAUCCUCGUAACUUUGAUCGGUGCUUCAUUAAUAGGGAAAUUAACGAGCGGCGAAAAUUUUGAGAGCACCGCGCGAAAAUCAAGAUUCAUCUCGUUCAACAACGAUGGCGGAAAAAUAGACAUCGAUUUGGAUCUGUCGAUCCCUUUUGUGUCAAUUCCGUUGGACAGGGAUGCGGACUCGGACGGAAUGCCAGGACCUUUGGUGAAUGUCAAUGCAAAAGCCAUCGGGGUCGCCGGUUUAAUGGCUGCGUUAACAACUUUUAUUGUACCACUUUUGUUCAAAACACCACCUGCUGGACAACGCUAUCGCCUCACCGAUGACUUUGGAAUUGACCGAAUGGGCAACGCUAUCAACGAAUUUAUUCUUGGAAAUAAUUACGUAACCCCGUGCGUCGAACGAGCAGUUUGCACCCUCGUUGCUAAAACAACCGGAUCCAUUGAUCCAACGAGUACUGAUAAAAUCAUCGAUGGUUUGACAAGGUAAAACAACGCGUCAUACUCAUUAGCGCGGUCAAAGAGUGAUCGAGGCGAAAUUAUUAUUUUUUGUUAAUCGCCCAGUUAUAAAUGGUUCGAGGAAAUGACGAAUGGCACCUCGAUUCAAGAAGCAAUAUCAAGAGGUCGCAAGAAAAAUUCCAACUGUCCGUUCGUCUAUGACAAAUGCUCGAUGCCCGCCGCCAAAAUAUUCGACAACGUGCUCGAUCAAUUCGGAGACUUUUAAAUUGGAUACGACAAUUCCAUCAUGGGUGGGUACCGGGUACAGUCGAUUGGAUAAAUAUCGAAUUUCUUCGCGUCACCGAAACGCGUCGAAAGUCAAACGAAAGACUUAUUUCGUUUGAAAUGCUAUAUUUGUAGCUUAUUUGGAGCGAAAAGUAGGAAACGAGUAUUGUAAAUAAAUAUAUAUGCAUGAGUUUGCGCAACUUUUAGGGAAAUA